AACACACCAAGUAAGCACUAUUUUCUUUUUAUACACAUUUCUACAAAGAUCAAAAAAAUUGAAAAAAAAAUGGAAUCUACAAUAUCUUCAUCUUCAUCUCGAUCCGUAUCGCCUUCGUCUUCAUCUUCACCUAACUCACCACCACCCCCGUCAAUGACAGUGGUGGUGGUGAGUCCUUGCGCCGCCUGUAAAAUAUUACGGCGGCGCUGUGCUGAGAAAUGUGUGUUGGCACCUUAUUUUCCUCCAAAUGAUCCUAUUAAGUUCACUACGGCUCAUCGUGUGUUUGGUGCUAGCAAUAUUAUCAAGUUUUUACAGGAAUUACCAGAAUCUCAAAGGGCAGAUGCUGUAAGCAGCAUGGUAUAUGAAGCAAAUGCAAGACUAAGAGAUCCAGUAUAUGGUUGUGCUGGUUCAAUUUGUCAAUUACAAAAGCAAGUUAGUGAUCUUCAAGCACAAUUAGCUAAAGCACAAGCUGAAAUUGUCAACAUGCAAUGUCAACAAGCAAAUCUCAUGGCACUAAUUUGUAUGGAAAUGGGCCAAUCUAAUCCACAACCAAUAUCACCACCACAACAAUCUUUAGAAAAUUUCCCUAUGAAUUACUUAGAUGAUAACAUUGGAUCAUGGGAAACCCUAUGGACAUGAUCGAGUCGAUUUAAGGAAAAAACGCUUUCUAUACCAAUAGAUUCAUCAGUUCUAACUCAGGUCCUAGAAAAUUUCAUCGAAUACUCAAGAUAAAUUUUGAGUAAAUUAUAUAGUAUUUAAAAAAAAAAAAAGAAUCGCGAAUAAAAUUUAUGUAAUAUUAUUUGAUUUCUUAGUGAAAGGAAAAAUGAAAAUUGAUGCAAAUCUUUAAAGAUUUGUGUCAAUGUCUAGUCUAGUAAUUUUUAUUUUUAUAUAUAUAUAUAUAUAUAAUAUGAUUCUAGUCAGAAAAA
Messenger RNA from Solanum lycopersicum (tomato), 926 nucleotides. Its product is annotated as LOB domain-containing protein 1. The record is from RefSeq and is a predicted model, not a curated record. NCBI's taxonomy places the organism in Eukaryota, Viridiplantae, Streptophyta, Magnoliopsida, Solanales, Solanaceae.